AUGUUGAGAGGCAGAAUUGGCAAAUGGAUUUUGGCCUUAACAGAAUUUGCUUUCAUAUAUGUCCAUCAGAAGGCUGUCAAAUGGCAAGUUGUGGCAAAUUUCGUGGAUAAUCAUCCAGGAGAGGAGAUUGAAAACAUGGAUUCCAUGGAUAUAGUAAAUGCAAAUAUAUUGACUAGAGCUUAUACUUGUCUCAACCAUCCCAUCUACUCAGUCCACCUCACCCCUUGGAAACUGUACUCUGAUGGAUCCAAAACUGACUUAGCCUCUGGAGCAGGGAAUUAG
Molecule: messenger RNA, 282 nt
Organism: Prunus armeniaca (apricot)
Lineage: Eukaryota; Viridiplantae; Streptophyta; Magnoliopsida; Rosales; Rosaceae
Source: the annotation of a GenBank genome assembly